AUAAAUCAAGCAAGAAGAAGACUGACUGGCUGACUGAACAGAAAACAAACAACAACAACAAAGCACGAUCGUGCAACGCAAAUUCAUGAAAGGAAGAAAAUAAUUAGAAAGAAACUUCUGUGAUUUUGUAAACUAAACAUGGAAGCGAAGGCAAUAUCUGACGAAGAAGUACGAGUAAAUGUUAAGCCAACAAGAGUUCUUCAUUUUUCCGAUGGCGUCGAUGAAGAAAUUGACGCUGCAGAAGCAACUGAAUUGAAAAGCUGUGCUACUGAAGAGCCUGUAGAUCCUUCAAAAUUGGAUUGGUUGCCGUGGAUGUCUCACUACGCCUGGACUUCCGGCACCAAGGUUUUGAAUGUGGUGGAUGCGGCUGGAGAAUCUCUGGCCAGUUUCUUUGGAAUCACAACACCCAAGUACCAAAUCGAAAUAAAUGAGUAUGAAAGAAUGCAAGAAGAGAAGAGAAGAAUGGAGGAGGAAUCUGCUGGUUGGGUGCCAAGAAACGCUGGUGGUGAUAUACCUUUAGUCAUGAGUGAGCCUCAGAAAGUGGGUGAUACAGAGAAUCAUGUUUGAUUAUUAUUAUUUACUAGAAAUGGCACCAUAUUUAUGGAACUAACGGGCUUUAAUAAUCCUCAUAAAAUAACUUAAUAAUGUAUGCAGAAAAAGAUUUAAUUUGAUUAUUUAUAGUUCUAUAUUUGUAGGAUUUUCCCUUAAGAUUCUCUCUUAUUUUUAUCUUUCUCUUUCUGGUGCAUAUAGGUUUGUGAUGCCUCAAUGGCUUUAGUAUUGAGUUGAUUUAGUUUUAAUUAAAUUUAUGUUUAUUUAUUUGAGAUUACUUAAUAAGGAAUAUUAUUUAUUGGAACUUCUGUAUAUAAUGGCAAAGUCUAAACAUUUGUAAUUGACUAAUAAUACUAAUCUGAAUGUUUGACAGGUAUUCAUAUAUGAUUGAAUAAUUAAUGACAGACUGAUAAUGAAUUGAAUGUUUUAUAUGAUGUUAACUAAGGCACAUAAUUAGAAAGGGUUCCCUAUUAGUGUAUUUAUUAUACACGGCCACUCCCUGCCCCCCACUUAAUAUGCUCACAUUCACCUUACAGUUGUAGGCUGGCUAGGGUUAAAGUGCGCCGUGCAAUCUGCGCAAGUCGCCUUACAUUUUCAAAUGGACCCACGAUUAUGGCGCCAACCCUAGCGUCUUGUCUGCAUGCUUCGUGCGCUUACCAUUUACACGAAGUAAGCCAGUGUGUAUAUAUUUAGAAAUGAGCUCGUAUUUCGUCGAGUUUCUGACCUGGCUGGCUGGCUACUGAAGUGGCUAAACUGUCGUCAGUGUCACUUUGUUGAUAAUUCUUGUACAAUCAACCUUGAAUUUCGGUCUUAAAAGACCAGAAUUCUAGAAUCAACAAGGCAUCACACAUUAUAAGAUUUUUUGUAUCUAAAAUAAUUUUGUUUACUCAGUUUCUUUUUGAGGCGAUAAAUAUUAUGUUUUACAAAAAAUUGACUUAUAUGAAAUUAUGUGUAACAUGAACAUAAAUUUUAGUUAUUAACCAACAGGUUGAGUAUUAUUUUAUUGUUUGUUAUGUAUAUAAUACAUAUUUACUAAAACAUAAA
Plodia interpunctella (Indianmeal moth) is the source of this 1593-nucleotide messenger RNA. Its product is annotated as protein FAM177A1-like. Lineage: Eukaryota; Metazoa; Arthropoda; Insecta; Lepidoptera; Pyralidae. Bases 139 to 567 code for a protein of 142 amino acids. The record is from RefSeq and is a predicted model, not a curated record. The transcript has 2 exons.